CAAGCAAAACCUCGAACAAAUCUUCUUUCCUGUCUUUUCUCUCUCAUCAGUUUUAAACCUCCGACACCCUUCUUCUUCGCUCCUCUCUCCGUUUCCGUACACUCCCCCUCUAAAAUCCGUCCUCUGCAGACAGAGAUACGGAGACAGCGAACCUUAAUUUCCUUGCAGUAGUUUCUGGAAAAUGUUGGUUCAGAGGAGAGUGAUGACGUGGAGAUCGGUGGCCAAGUCUUUGCAAACACUUGUCGCCCACGCCUCCCUUUUCACGUUCACGAUUCUCCUCGUUCUCAAGCUCCACCGUUCCGUCCGCUACUCUUGGUGGAUCAUAUUAUCCCCUCUGUGGCUUUUCCAUGUAGUUGUAGCACGAGGCAGAUUUUCGUUACCUGCUCCAAAGCUGCCUAAUGAUCGCAAUUGGGCACCUUUUCAUGCUGUCAUGGCGACACCGUUGCUUGUCGCAUUUGAACUAAUGCUUUGUAUAUACCUUCAGAGCAGAUAUGUUGUAAGCUUGAAGAUUGUCUUUGCACCCUUGUUGGCAUUUGAACUAGCAAUUCUAUUUGAUAAUGUCAGGAUGUGUAAGGCUCUAAUGCCUGGAGACGAUGAACACGCGAAUGAUGAUGUGAUAUGGGAAACGCUUCCUCACUUCUGGAUUUCUAUAUCCAUGGUCGUCUUUCUUGCUGCCACAGUAUUCACUCUUUUAAAGAUAAAUGGUGAUAUUUCUGCUCUAGGCUGGUGGGACUUAUUCAUAAACUUUGGAAUUGCACAGGGUUUUGCCUUUCUUGUUUGCACAAAGUGGUAUAAUCCAGCUAUUCACAGACACGCUCACAUUCAAGAACCUUGUUCAUCUUCCAUGAGUGUAAGAUACCUUGACUGGAAUAGUGGCUUAGUUGUUUCUUCAGAUGACGAUCAAGACGAGACUGUAGUAUGCAGCCUGCAGGAUAUCGGUGGGCAUAUUAUGAAAAUUCCUCUAAUCAUUUUCCAGAUCCUACUCUUUAUGCACUUAGAGGGGAGGCCAUCGGCUGCUAGGCAUAUCCCAGUUCCAGUUCUUUUUGCUCCUCUUCUUUUAGUGCAAGGAACCGGUCUUUUGUUUUCUGCAUAUAGAUUAACAGAGAAAAUUGUUCUUUUAGUACAUGAUGGAGUUUUUUCUGUAAGAUACUUGGACAUAGCAUCAAAAGUUCGCGAGUAUUUUGGGUUCUAUCGCCAUGGUUCAAGGUUAUUGGGCUGGUGGUCGAUUGACGAAAGAAGUCGAGAGGAACAGGCUAGACUGUGUUGUGCAGAGGCUUCAGGGUAUAACACUUUUUCACCUGAUAUAGUGAAGAAGUUGCCUAGAUCGGACCUUGUUGAGGAGAUUUGGAAACUGCAAGCUGCACUCAGUGAGCAAACAGAAAUCAUGAAAUUUAGCCAGCAGGAGUAUGAAAGACUUCAGACUGAAAAGAUCCUAUGUAGAGUGUGCUUUGAAGAACAGAUUAAUAUGGUCCUGCUUCCAUGCCGGCAUCAUGUUCUGUGCAGCACUUGCUGUGAGAAGUGUAAAAAGUGCCCCAUAUGUCGUGUCUGCAUUGAACAGCGAGUGCCGAUAUCUCAUGUGUAAAGUAUGCCCGAAGACCAGCAGUUGUUGCUUGUGAAUUUCGGAUACUAGGUCGAGACAAGCAAUUGGAAGCUGGAAAUUUUUCUUUCAACCAUGCCCUUUUUGUUGUAGUAUAAUACCAAAAAUUGUAAAUAUUAUGGCGAUAUAGUCUCGAAUUUCAAAAGUGUUGAUUGAGCUUACUUGUCCAUAUUUUACACACAAUCUAAGUCACGAUUGAGAAUGCGACCAUUUGAAAGGUAAAAAGCUCUGUUCAUCUUGA
This is a messenger RNA of Pyrus x bretschneideri (Chinese white pear), 1838 nucleotides long. RefSeq lists its product as uncharacterized. The record is from RefSeq and is a predicted model, not a curated record. Lineage: Eukaryota; Viridiplantae; Streptophyta; Magnoliopsida; Rosales; Rosaceae. The transcript is spliced from 14 exons. The coding region runs from base 182 to 1582 and encodes 466 amino acids.